AUGAAAGAAGAGAUGGAAGAAGAGGAGGAGAAGAACCUUCAACUUAUUCCUCUCCUCGAUUACAAGCUCCACCUGCUUAUACUCCAACUGCACCUCCCGGAUAUUCAAUGAAUGGAACUUAUUUUUUAUGCUAUGAUGGAA
Messenger RNA from Dentiscutata erythropus, 141 nucleotides. The record is from the annotation of a GenBank genome assembly. Lineage: Eukaryota; Fungi; Glomeromycota; Glomeromycetes; Diversisporales; Gigasporaceae.